Gracilinanus agilis (Agile Gracile Mouse Opossum) is the source of this 873-nucleotide messenger RNA. It is a transcript of the gene MRPS15, whose product is annotated as mitochondrial ribosomal protein S15. NCBI's taxonomy places the organism in Eukaryota, Metazoa, Chordata, Mammalia, Didelphimorphia, Didelphidae. Gene Ontology annotation, cellular component: ribosome. The transcript has 8 exons. The record is from RefSeq and is a predicted model, not a curated record. Bases 67 to 798 code for a protein of 243 amino acids. Gene Ontology annotation, biological process: translation. Gene Ontology annotation, molecular function: structural constituent of ribosome.
CGCCCAUGUGAGCUAUCCUCUUGCUUGCUGGGUCUGUUUGGCGGCGCCAGGCCGCUGGGGACCGUAAUGCUGAGGGCGGCACGAAUAUCGCUCCCGUGGGUCAGAGCUCAGGCCCGGUCCCUGGUAUUCGGGCCAGCUGCCGGAGCAGCCGCUGGGCCUCAGCUCGCCCUCCGGCCUCCUGGAAAUGGCCUCCUCCUCCAAGCAGCCCGAACCUAUGCAGAUAAGAAACCAGUAAUCCAGUCCAGCCAGAUGGAUGACCUGCCUUCAUCCUUGCUGAUAAAAGAUUAUCAGAACGUCCCAGGAAUUGACAGGACUGAUGAUAUUGUGAAAAGACUCUUAUCCCUGGAAAUGGCCAAUCAGAAGGAGAAGAUGAAGAUAAAGACUGAGCAGCUGCUAAAUAAGAUGUCAAUAAAUCCAGAAGACACCAAAUCACUGGAAGCUCGAGUUACAAGACUGACAGUCAAGAUCCGCAAUUAUGAGGAACACAUGCAGAAACACCGCAAGGACAAGGCUCAUAAGCGAUGGCUGCUCAUGUCCAUUGACCAGAGAAAGAAACUACUCAAAAACCUUCGGCAGACCAACUUUGAGGUGUUUGAGAAGACAUGUAAAGAUCUGGGCAUUGAGUACACAAUUCCCCCUAGGUAUAACCAGCCUAAGCACCGACGGUGGGUGGCUAAGAAGGCUUUUUGUAUUAAGGUUUUCCAGGAAGCACAAAAGCUGAAGAAGCUAAAGAAGAAAGAAGUAGAACUAAAGAAGAAAGAAACAAAGAAGCCAGAGACUCAGGAAUCUUUAGUUUGAUGGCCCAGUAGAAGUUGGCCCAAUGAUCUUGGGGCAUUUAAUCUAAUAUAAAAAAAUAAAUUAAGUUAAAACCUG